This is a messenger RNA of Eruca vesicaria subsp. sativa (arugula), 1549 nucleotides long. Lineage: Eukaryota; Viridiplantae; Streptophyta; Magnoliopsida; Brassicales; Brassicaceae. The record is from the annotation of a GenBank genome assembly.
AGGAAAAAAAAAAACAGUAAGGAACAGAUUAAAGAAAGAAAGAAAAAAAAGCAAGGAAGUAAGAAAGAAGAAGAAGAAGAAAUAGAGAGGAGAUUAUUGGUACAUCUCCCUCACUUUCGCCAUUAGUCAAACGCUCUCCUCUUCUCAGAUCGGCGGUCUCUUACUCUCUGAGGGUCUAUGAUAUCUUAUCCACAUCUUCCAGUGAACUGCAACAUGAGAUCUCAGAUGCUGUGGGACUGGGAUAAUUUGAUCAUCUCCAAUCCUGAAAAUGACAAAAAUCAACUUACUGCUGCUACUGAGUGGGAAACUGAAGGAAUUGAGUCUAUAUUCCCCUGUUUCGAUGGCCUCCAGAGACUCAGCAAUAAUGACUCUACAACCAGUUUCUGGCACACCACUUCUGUAUCCAAAAGCUCACAGUCAACCUCCACCAACUCAUCAUCUCCCUUAGUCAGACGAACCAAGCCUGCAUCAGAAAGAGGUUCUUUCACCAACAUAGAUUUUGUCCAGGUGAAGAAGACAUCCACAGCUCUUGAGGUAUCUGCUGAAUCAGACCUUUCUUUAAAACUUGGGAAGCGGACAUACUCUGGUAGAGACAGUAAUGACGUUUCUAAGAAGCUGUUGGCUCCUUCUCAUGUUGUUGCUCGUAAGAAAUCCAAAUCGUGUGGUCAGAGCAGCAUGCAAGUGCCUCGUUGCCAAAUUGAUGGAUGUGAACUGGAUCUCUCAUCUGCCAAGGACUAUCACCGCAAGCAUAGAGUCUGUGAAACCCAUUCAAAGUGCCCCAAUGUUACAGUGAAUGGUGUGGAUUGUCGAUUCUGCCAACAGUGUAGCAGGCUGCAUGACGUGUCUGAAUUUGAUGAGAAGAAACGAAGCUGCCGCAAACGUCUUUCUCAUCAUAAUGCAAGGCGUCGCAAGUCACAAGGAUUCUCACCGUCAAAUCCAGAGAGGGUAUAUGAUCAUAGACAGCAUACAAAUAUUGUGUGGGGUACCACUUAUGAGACAAAGCCUACACAGACGGAGAGCGGCUUUACUCUGAGCUUCCAGAGAGGCAAUGGUUCUGAGGAGCAGUUGUUUGCUAGCAGCAACCACUCUUUAUCUGCGUAUCAAACCUCAGGCGGGUUCUCAGCAGGGAAGGACAAGUUUCAACUUGGUGUGGGAGAACACUCAGGAGAACUCUAUCAAUCUCAAGAUUUCCACCGUGCUUUCUCUCUUCUGUCAACUUCUUCUGGUCCCCUGGUUCACCCACAUGCACAGCCACUGUCUCUAUUUUUUUCAUUUGAUGGUGUACCAAAACAGGUGAGUAAGUGAUUUGGAAUUUGUAAAACCAGUUAGCUUCAGUUAGUGGAUAUACUUAUCCAAACCUAUCAGAACAGUUGCCUCCAUUUGUAUGCCGACUUCGGUUCCUUUGUUAUCUGUAUCCUUGUUUCUUUACUAAUUAGUAACAAAGUUAAUCGUCAACAAAACACUAAACAGUGAAUAUAUAUAUAUAUAAAAUAACUCUGGUAGACUUUGUAAUGUGUUCUUUCUUUUGGAGUUUAGAGGGAGAUGUAAC